Cylas formicarius (sweet potato weevil) is the source of this 4998-nucleotide messenger RNA. Its product is annotated as alpha-1B adrenergic receptor. The transcript is spliced from 4 exons. The record is from RefSeq and is a predicted model, not a curated record. The coding region runs from base 304 to 1815 and encodes 503 amino acids. Lineage: Eukaryota; Metazoa; Arthropoda; Insecta; Coleoptera; Brentidae. Gene Ontology annotation, cellular component: membrane. Gene Ontology annotation, biological process: G protein-coupled receptor signaling pathway. Gene Ontology annotation, molecular function: G protein-coupled receptor activity.
GUACUGCGUCAGUACUUCAAACAGACUAAAUUUCGCGCCCGUUUUCCGCGGAAAACCCGGGGGUGGCGGCGUGUCGGCUUCGAAUUCGGUACCGAGUGAAAUCAACGAUUUCGGUAUCCAUCUUUAGUUUGGAAAGCAGUGCGUGAAAGCUGUGCGUCGGGUAUGAAAAUUGGAGCGGUCACGGAUAAACGGGAAAAUGAUACUGGAAAUUUUUGAUAGCUACCCGGCAAAAUCGCUCGUCUGCUGACGUGGUCAACAACGAUCCAUGUCUUGGAAAGAACGUAACGACUUUAAUGGCAACAGAUGGAGUCCGAUUACCAUUGGUUAGUUACUGUAGCUUUGGUGACGUCAUCUGUUAUCGCCGUCACGGCCAAUGCCUUCUUGCUACUGGUGUUCGCAAGGAGGAGAGGGCUGAGGACUGUACCAAACAGAUUUAUCAUCAACCUGCUGAUCACGAACCUCCUGUCAAGUCUGCUCCUCAUUCCCCUUUUGUUGGUGGACCAGAAGUCCCUACCGGCCAGCUUCAAUUCCACGAUGUCCGUGCACAUCAACAAGACCUUCGAGGAGGACGUCGUCAUCAAGGAGGAGAUAAUUAGCCCGGGCAAAGACUUGCGGAUAGUCGAGACCAGCGAGAAGCUCGUCACCGAAAACCUGCAGGGGUUCAUAUUCUCCAACCGCUCCGACGAUCACGAUCUGCUCUGCUACUUCGCGCAGGCUAGCACCAGCUUCGUGUGCACCGCGUCCAUCUUCAGCAUACUUCUGAUAGGGAUCAACCAGUACAUUGGCGUCAUCCAUUCGUUGCGGUACCACUUCUACGUGAACAAGGGCAGGUCGAACGUGUUGAUCGCGAGUAGCUGGCUCGCGGCGCUCCUCUGCGCUGUGCUGAGCACCGUCACGUACUCCGACGGGAGUCUGUGGCACUUUUGCGGGAAGAGAAGCGACGAGGACGCCUCCACCAGGACCCUCAACACGAUUUACGCGUUCGGCUAUUUCUUCUUCGUCAUACUCGCCCCAUUCGUGGCCAUCUGCAUCAUCUACUUGUGCAUUUACACGGCGGCUCAUCAAAGCAGCGAGCGCAUGCGCAAGAGUACAUCAGCGGCGUCGCCCUUGGACUCGAUCCAGGUGCCUCCGGAAGGCAAGAAGUUUCGUGGGUUGCCGAAGGUGCAUUCCGCGCCAAACUUCACCCACUUGAACUGUCGAGAGGUCUGCUCGGACGAGACGAGAGACCGGAACAGUUUCAUCACCAACUUAAAGCACAAGCUGUCGAACGCUUCCGUGUUCAGGUACAGAGAAGAAACUAGGGCGGCGAAAAUCAGCAUCCUCGUGAUAUUCAUGGUGCUGGUAUGUUACGUGCCGUACGGUUUGACUCUGGUGCUGACGUCGGGAUGCAUCGAGAUUAGCCCCGGUCAAAUAUUCAAUUACCUGUCGUUGGUGUUGUUGGUUUUUUCGAACGUAAUGUCGCCGUUUUUGUUCGGUUAUAGGAAUAAGCGCGUCAAGAGGGAAAUCGCGCGGAUUUUCGCGACUCAAAAAGCACCCGAAGCGGAAAAUCACGACCGUCAGGCGACGAUUCUGCGCAACAGGAGUUUCGGGGAGGUCGCGGGGAACUCCGAACCGUUGCUGUCGCAGAAUCGACUCGUGCCGGAAGUGAUAGUCACGUGUAAGGUGGAGAACGAGAGUAAAAGCAUCCUGAAGCGGGUCGGGUCUGGUUGGGCGAGCUACAAAAAGUGUAGUUUCAUAACUGUGCCCGAUAGUUGCCUCGGCGACGCUAGGGGCUCGUUUUCUAGCGCCAGCACGCAGAUCUCGAGCGACGAAUAGCAGAUGGAGUUGAGGCUUUGGUCUGCGCGGUGUCGAUUUGCAGGUGAAAGUGCCACCGAUGACGUGGAACGGUAUUGAGGCCGAAACGUCGGCUGAUAUUUGAAUGACGCUUCCACAAGCUCCCGUAAUAGUAACAAUAAUAAUAUUAAUAAUAGUCUUUAUUAAGAUAUUUUAAAUUAUUGCGAAAGAUUUAGACAAAAUGCAAACUAAUAUAGCUUACCGAAGAUUACAAUAUUAAUGAAACAACAACCUAAAACAAUAAUAAGAGUCUAAACGUUCAUUAUUGGUAAAAUAAACUUGCGUCAACUUUUGACUAAAAUAUCUUUUUUUUUAAGAAACUACUGAUCGGAUAAAAAAGCUGUUUGAAAGACAAUUUAAUAUGCUUUAAUAAACUAUUAAAUUUUAUUUCUUCUGUUUACUUUCGAAAAUCGGUAAAUGUCUGUCCCUUCUCUGUUCUCGUCUUUUAGUUUUUCGUGAAUAACUUUCGAACCGUUGUAGGUACAAAAUUAAAAUUUGCCGCCUUUUUAGCCCUCCACGAGGCACAUAAGCUUAUAAGAAAUGGGCCUGAUCCCACGACGGUAUCUAUCCGUGCCACUGACUCUCUAUGACAAAUAAUGUUUUGAUAAAAUCAUUAUUUUUCAAGGUUUGACAUUUGACGUUAUUCGAAGGUGACGUAAACGAUAUAUGCAGCGGAAUUUCAAUUAGCGAAAAUUUUUUUUUUGCAACUUAUUUUCAAAAGUUCAAAAUGUACGGGGCGCAGCCGCCAUCAUUUAGGCAAAACGUUUUUUUCUACUACGGACGGCUAAAAUGCACGUCAUUUUGAAACAAUUCUUUGCGUAAAACUCUACAGGAACAUAUUAAAAUUAUCUCUAGGCUUAGCAGAAUGUAUCAGUCCACAAAUAUCAAAAUUAAACUAGAAAUUACAAAAAACGGCUGGACCAUAAAGCCAUCUCUUAAGUGUCACAAAAUAUAUCGAUUUCAAAAGAACUAUACUAAAUUACUAAUGGUCCUUAUCGUCGAAUCCGCUGUAGUAAAUUAAGGCACCUCUCACAUACGAGGUUUGUUCAAAAAGUAAGGGUACUUUUAUGUUUUAUCAAGAACUAUUUAUUUAAUUAUCGAAAUUAAUUUUGUCUCCUUCGAAGUAAUCCCCUCCAGAUAUGAUACACUUAUGCCAACGUUUUUUCCAAUUUUCGAAGCACUUGUGCUAAACACUUUCUAGUAUAGCCUUGAGUUCUGCCAGUCAUUUUUUCUUUAUUUUCUCUGUCUUAAAUUUUGGGAACAGCAAAAAGUCGCAUGGGACCAUAUCCGGUGAAUAUGGUGGCUGACGCAUGAUUGUGGCUUGUGCACUAUCAUCAUGCACAAUGAAUUAUUCUCCAACGAUUCGGGACGUUUUCUUCGCAUUGUUUCUCGCAAGCGGUGCAUAACUUAAAGGUAAUAUUCUUUAUUGACCGUAUGACCUUGUAGUAAGAACUCUUAAUGUACUACGCUACGAUGUAUAUCAAUAUAAAAAAAAUAUCGAAAUAGCUCGCCCAAUUACCAAAGUCACCUUUUUUUUGAACACACCUUGUAUACAACUCAUCAAGAUAAUAAUAUAAAAUAUAAAAUCCACUUAAAUUCUCAACUAACAAUCUUUGUUUUAUAAUGGUGACUUAAUUUUAGUUCCAUGUAAAACCUUUACUCCCCAUUUAUUUGUAACCAAAAUAUACACUUCUUUAUAUGUAUAUUUAUAUGUAUUUUGCUUUUACCCUGAAGAAUUUUUGCUUUAAGUUAUUAAAUAUUGUAACAACUCAAAAAGGUCUCUUCUUACUAUUUAAUUUUAUUUGUCACGAAAAAUAUAUCGAAUCACUCUAUAUUUUACCCUUUCUAGAACUGAAGCGACCUGACUUUUGAGCAUCUUAAAAUGUAAAAAAAAACUUUAACAAAGGAAGCUACUUAUUCUUUCUAUUAAACAAAUAUUUAGUAGUUAUUUAUGAAGAUUUAUUGUCCUUUGCCAAAAUGACUAGUGUUUAUCUAAUUCGACAGCAUCUCCAGGCAAUAUUUGCUAUUACUGUUGUGGCCGUUUAUUACUGUGUUCAUAUUACUGAUUUUACUAAAUAUUUGCUUCAUUUAUUUGACAGUUUGAAAAAAUAAUAUGGUUGGGAUGGCUUAAUCACUAACUAAAUUUACUUUGCUCAGUUUUCAAAUCUACGAAUAAGUAUAAGUAUUGUUAUACGUCAUAAUCUUGUCGGCUGUGAAGUGAAUGAAAAUGUUGAAGGUAUCAAUCUAACCAUGGUCAUAAAUGUUCUUUUACUGUUAGCUGAUUCAAAUUUCUAUCUGCAACCUAUAACUGAACAUGUUUUUACCUGUCCGGCCUUACAGAAUACUUGGUGCAUUUCAGAAAGGUAUAAUAAAUCCUUAUUAGGUAUACAAAGGGACUACAAAAUGACAACUACCACACCAAAUGGUGUGUCAAGUAUUCUCGUCGCAAUAGAAUACUCGUAAAAGAAAAGAAUUCUAUUUUAUGGGAAUAAAAAUUAGACAAUUAAACAUUAUCAAACCCAAUUAUCCAAGAUAAUGAUUUUUGACUCUAGAUUCUGAUUGUUUGGCAAUAUCUCCCCUGCUUGACCUCAAAGUGAGAUUUUAAGAAAAUAUCUCGAAUUGCUUAAUAUACAAGUUUAGUACGGAUUUGAUAAAAGUAUUGAGAGUACCUUUAUUUUAAAAGACACCGGAAAAGGUUAUUAAGAAAAAUGUAGAGAUGGAUAUUUAUCAAUCAUGUAAAUCACGUCAAAUUAAAUUGAUAUUCUCUCAAAAUGCAGCUUGCUUUUUGUAGAUCGCCAUAGUAGCAAUUUUUCUCUAAUAGUAACACAAACAGCUUUGACACUUCUGGACGAUUUUCUUUUCUUUUGUGCUACUGUCUUUCUCUGCCGCAAUAAUUUAAAAACGGUGAAGAAUUUUUAUUUGUUUCUCUACGAAUUUCUAAAAUAGUCUCUAAUUAUUUGGAGAACUCGUUUGUAUAAAUGAGCUACUUUUUAUAAAAUAUGAGCAUGGAUAUUUUUGUAUUACACCAAAGUCGUGGUGGCUCCUUCGAAAUAUGAAAAAUACGUGUACGAUGUGGUGAUUAAAAUUAUAAAUGUACAUUUAGUGGCUGUAGAUAUUCGUGCGGCAACCGACAAGGCAGACCAAAGCUACAAAACCGAUCGUUCU